AAUGCAGGGAAAAUUGAUCUUGGAAUUAAUGAGUUAAUGCUGCUGGUGCUUGACCCCCGUGGUGCUGAUAAAUCAAUAAUGAGACGCUUUUUUCCUGACAUUUUCCUCAUGGCAAUGCCGAUAGGAUUAAUUCUAUAUACUGGAAAAGGAGGAGCUAAAAAUGGACCGACUAUAAAUCAUUUUUAAAUUUCUUUUUCGAUGAGAGACUGCACUGAUUGUGGAUCGUGAGUUGCUGAAUAAAGAUUUUUGCUUUGGAACGAGGAAGAAGGAAUUUGAGUAAGACCGGUUGAAAAACCAUUUUUUAAUCCGUCGAUCAGGUAAUUAAGUUACUGUCGGGAUGAUUCUGUAAUUUACAUGUUAACGCCAGGAUGUUUAUAGGAGUAAAGACGGUGAGCAUCGGGGAAAGUCACUUGCGUUUUAAAGGGCAGAUUGUAUUAGAGUGAGCGUCACCGCAAUUGCUGCACAUGUGGAUAAAAUUGCAUUGCCUAUUCGAACAGAAGCCAGUAUUGAAAUUGUUGCAGAUUUGUCUUCCUCCUGAAAAUCUGAUACUGCACCCGUAUUUGUCUUUCCUUGUAGAUUGAUCGAGGGGAGCUGAAGAAUGUAUAGGAUUAGGUACUGAAAAUCUGUAUGAAUUAGCGGCGAAACCGGGUGCUUUAGAAGUUGAUGCAAUUGCAGCUUUAGGGCAGAGGGCUGUUGAAUGAGCUGUUGAAGCGCAGACCCCACAUGCAUUAGCCCUUAAACCACUGAAAAUUCUAUUAAAUAGAUCUGGAUCAGGUUUAGCCCAAUUGACGAUGUGAUUAUCUGCUGCCAAUAUCACUGCUGCUUUUGCAGAGAAUGCUUUAUGAUACUCAUAAAACAGUCCCUCCGUAUCUGACAGACAGCUCCACGAUGUAAUAUUCGUAAGAUUCCAAUUCAGCUCUGCGGUUAGGGUAUACCGAGCAUAACACAUCCCUGAAUAUGGAGAAAGCAAGGACAAACUCCCAUAAUGUAAGAUUUUUAAGCAGUCUGGGAUCUCUGGAUUUUAGAGUUACCGCCAAAUCUCCACAAUCGACUACUCUAUGGUCCAAGAAUUCCGAAGUCGUCAUUAAUAGUGAAACAAGAUUAAUGUCCUUACCUUCGAGAAUGACACGUCUGAUUUGUGGAGAUAUAGUGUGACGUCUCGCUGCAGUUGGAGAGGAGGAUCCUUAUGUAGAUGCAGUAGCGAGGUUGUAUAUUGGAGGAUCUGCUUCGCUGGCUGAAAUUAGGGCUGGACCGUAAGAAGCUGUAGGUGGCGCUGUAGUAUUUGAUGCUGAAAUUAAUGACUGCGCUGUAGAUUGUUUUCCCUGUUCCAUAAGACACCCUUUUCUCUAAAUCCGACAGUUGAGAACUGACCGAAGAUAGAGUAUCGGAAAAAGGCUGCAUAAAUGAUUUUAUCUCGUUGAAUAUUUGCGAGUGUUGGGUUUCAAUGGCUGGCUGCUGGUUAGCGGUGCUAGUUGUGGGGGUGGUUAGAUCCGGAAUAGACUGCCUACUGUCUGUUUUAGGACGCUGAAUGGCUGGGCGCGGUUGAUUAUGUUUUUUCGGAGGAAAGACUGGUUCUGCUGAGAUUGAAUUGCAAUAGAGAAUGAAAUGAGACUCUCUAUCAGUAUCACUCCCUGCCGGAAUCGCAUUACCAUUUUUAAGGAGGGUUUUUAUCAAUUUAUUCAUGGGCCAGUCCUUCCAAAACAAUCGAUCCGGAGGGGGUCCUGAGGCCGAAGACGCUUGGAUCGCCGCAGAUUCGAUGUUUGGGUGGCAGGAACGGUAGGCAACAUUUGUACUGGAACCUGGUCGAGAGCCUGAUCAGGAGCCUGAUCAGAUGUAACUGAAAUAGCAGAAGGGGAGAAAAAACGGAGACUGGAUGGACCCUGGAUUGAAGCUGAAGGAGAAUGAUCUGUUAAUGACAGAAAAUCCUGGGAAUCCUCAGAAUCCGAUGACAACUGCUGGAACACCUGUAUCUGAACAAGUCACUGCCACUGAGAUAUUGGCUUGUCCAGAGGAGAGACUUCUUUUGAAGAUGAACACAAACUUGAAAGUGGGGUUUGACACAUUAAAGGAAUAUCUUUCAAGACCCACUGCACAGCCUGAGGAAGAACACAGAACAGAAGAGGGUAUGUCAAGACCCAGUGCAGGCUCUGAGAUGUAUGCUCAGGAAGAGGAACCACCAGAAGAUAAUCCAAACUGAAAUAGAGGCACGUGUUUUCACACACAACACAUAUGGCCAGUCUGAAAAUGAUGCCCAGUCACCAUGUAAUGCUGUUAUGGCUGAGACAUCUUCGAAUGCAAUAUCGUCCACUGACCAGAACUACAUCCUUCUUUUAGCUCUUAAAACUAAACAUCAGCUCACUAAUGAAGCCCUGGAAGACAUUUUAAAACUAUUAAAUCACAUUGGUGGUGAUGGCACAGUAACAGCUUCCAAGUACUAUUUUGAAAAGUACUUUUCAGACUGUAAAGGGAUAUUUAUUUAAUCUGUGAAACAUGUGAAAUGCUUCUAGGGAACAAAGCUACUUCUGGAAAUUGUCGUUUUUGUGGGAAAAAUGGGUGGCUAGUCACAACAUAAGCAAAGGGCAAUUUUUCUUCUAUAUGCCACUCAAAAGUCAAAUAAAAGCACUUCUAAAUGACAUUAGUGUACAGAAACAUUUGGCUUUUCACAAAGAAAGAUCAACAACCGGCAAUUACAGUGACAUUCAGGAUGGAACUUUUUAUAAAAAAGUUUUAAACAGUUGGCGUUCCAGUCUUUAAGUCCUCCCAGUAUAGUGUUUGGCCUGUAGUAUGUGUUCUGAAUGAACUUCCUCCAGUGCAAAGAUUGAAAUAUGUGCUUGUGGCUUCUCUCUGGUUUGGUAGCAAAAAGCCAGAUAUGAAUCUGUAUCUUCAGCCAUUUGUUAAUGAAUGUCAGGACUUAAUGCAGAGUGGGGUUGACUGGUAGAAUGCAGUAAUGCAAGAGAAGAUCCAUUCCAAAGUUGUGUGCACUGUAGCUAUUUGUGACUCUCUUGCCAGACCACUUUUGCAGAAUAUGAUGCAGUUCAAUGGCCUACAUGGAUGUGGGUUUUGUACAGAUCCUGGUACAAAUGUACCAAAAGGCAGAGGGAUGACUAGGGCAUACCCUUACAAGAAAGAUUUUGUACUGAGGAGCAGUACUGAAACCAUAGAACAAGCAGAGCAUGCUUUUCAGAAUAAGAAAACUGUAUGUGGUGUGAAAGGACCUAGUAUUCUUAUGUGUAUCCCUAACUUUGACAUUAUCAGUGGGUUUAUUCCUGACUACAUGCACUGUGCACUUCUGGGUGUUGCCAGACAAAUUAGGUUGUGGGUGGAAUCAAAGUACCACAGAUACCCAUUUUAUCUUGGUACACAGGUAGAGCGUAUAGAUUCCAGACUCCUUCCUAUUAAACCUCCAUCAAAUAUAUCCCGCAUACCACGCUCAGUCACUCAGUACAAGUUUUGGAAAGCGCAUGAAUGGUUUGCUUGGCUUGUUUUCUACAGUGUUCCAGUGUUAAAAGGAAUUUUGCAAGAACAAUAUUUCUUACACUGGUGUUUGCUUGUUGAAGGUAUUGCAGUCUUAACCAGUCAGAGCAUUAGUGAGGAACAGCUAUACCACUGUGAACAGGUAUUCAUUCAUUUUGUAGUCCUGACUGAAAAGUUGUAUGGUACAGAGCAUGUGAGUUACAAUGUUCACUGUACAUUGCAUCUUGUGAAAAGUGUACAUGACUGGGGCCCAUUAUUGGCACACUCUGCUUUCCUUUAUGAGUCAUACAAUGGACAUUUGCUUGACAUGGUUAAAGGCACUCUAGCGGUUCCACUGCAAAUGUGUCGUAAGUUUCUGAUGGAACAAUCGCUUAAGAUGUUUAAAGAAAAGUUGCAUAACACGCCAGCUGAAAAGUUGUUUCUUUCAUUUUGAUGUAAACAAAUGCCAGUUCAGGGAGCUGAUGAAGUAGACAACAUUACUGUGCUUGGUACGCCAAAAAGAAAAAAAAAACUGGAAAGGAAGUACUACCAUGCUUUACACAGUGUUGCAGAACAGGUGCCGCCUGGUUUAUAUUUUAAGCAGUACGACAGAAUAAUUGUGAAUGGUGAGAUAAUUCACUCUGAACAAUAUGGUAAACUGAAAAAGAGGAACAGUUUCACAGUUUCUCUGAGAUGGGAACUUUUUCAAAAUAGAGACAUUUGCUGUUGUCAAUCUUGGGAAUGUUAUGCAAUUGGAAUGUAAUCCGAAACAGUUUCUGCAAUGAUGAUGUAUCACGCAUAACUUUGAGCCAUAUAAAACGCAUCCUUUCCAAAUUUGGACACCUUGUUGCUGUAGAAAGCCGUGCAAUUCAAAGAAAAUGUGUACAUGUGCAUCUUCCUAGAGAAAGCCUUAAUUAUGUUUGUGAAAUGCCCAAUAAUGUUGAGUGCUGCGAAUAAACAGAUUUUAUUCCAAAGUAGGCAGAUACAGUAAAACAUCAGAUUUUUAAACUUUUACCAGGAGUAAAUCAAAACUUUGACUCAUCCGCUAAUCAAGUAUAAACCUGUAGUUAAUACCGUUUUCAGUUCUCGUAAAAUGCCACUCUCUUCUACUUGAAAAAUAUUAAAUUCUGAGUUGGUUUUGGCCUUUAACGGGUUGGUCAGUUUUUUUUUUUUUCUUGAUUGGUUUAAUUGUUUAAUAAGGUGGAUAAAUUUAUCUAGACCCCCAAAUAUUUUAUAGACAAUUUUUGUCUUGAAUGAACAGAACACUGUAUAAAAUACCUUGAUAAAACAAUUGUGUAAAUAGUAAUAUAAAUUACGUAAUUAUGAACAGACUUGAGAACAGACAUUGCUGCCCUUCAGGAAUGGAGCUCAGUUACUCAGUACAAUGUCUGGAAAGCUCAUGAGUGGUUUGCUUGACUUGGUUUCUACAGUAUUCCAGUGUAAAAAUGGGCUUUUGCAAGAAAAUAUUAGGCUGGUAUCUGCUUGUUGAAGAUGUUGCAAUCUUAACCAGUCAGAGCAUUAGUGAGGAACAGCUUUACCACUGUGAACAGUUUUUUUUUUUUUUCAUUUUGUAGUCCUGACUGAAAAGCUGUAUGGUAAAGAGCAUGUAGGUUACAAUGUUCUUUGAGUUAUACAAUGGACAUUUGCUUGACAUGAUUUAAGGCACUAAGGGGGUUCCCAGGUCUUCACCCAGUUGCAGAUUGAAAGGUGUCUAUAAAACCUGGUGUAGAACAUAUAUGAAUUAUAUAAAUUAUAUAUUUGUAAAUAUGUUUGAUACAUGUAGAAUGUAUAGAAUACAUGUAGAAUGUAUGCUUGUAAAGCUAUGUAUUCUUGCUUCUUGCUUUAUCUGUUUAGAAACUAGCACCUAUUGGGGAACAUAAUGACAACUGAAAAUGAAAAGUAGUCCAAUGAUACCUAAUAUGAUAUGGAAAGGAUUUGUUUAGCAAAAAAUAAAAAAUAAAGUGUUAACCUAGGUUAUCAGUUUUUUGCAGUGUUAUGUUUGUCAAAAAUGUGCAAUAUUCAAUACCGUUGUAUCAUAUUGCUUGCAUCCCAAGUAUCUAAAGAGUUUUCAGUGCUAGGAGAAAACUUAGAAUAACAAAGGUUUUAACACCUUAUCAAAACAAUAUCAAAAACAAUAUCAAAACACUAGAAAUGCAUGUUAUGAAGUAUUGUUUUAACAUUUUUACAUAAAAUGUAAUACAUUUUAUUAUUAUUAUUAUUAUUUAUUUCUUAGCAGACGCCCUUAUCCAGGGCGACUUACAACUGUUACAAGAUAUCACAUUAUUAUUACAUACAAUUACCCAUUUAUACAGUUUGGGUUUUUACUGGAGCAAUCUAGGUAAAGUACCUUGCUCAAGGGUACAGCAGCAGUGUCUCCCACCAAAAUACAUUUAAGAUCUUUUCAGAACAUAUAUUUCUAAUAUAUGCAAAAUACAUUAUGAACAAACUUUAUUUGAAAAUAAUAGAAAAAUAUAUUUUUUAAAUCGGUGAGCCAUGUAUUUUUUAUAUGUUGAAAAUAUGUUGCAAGUUCAAAAAUGUAUUAUUCAUAUAUAAAAAUUAUUUCACAUAUAUAUUUUAUAUAUUAAACCUAUAUUUCCUUUCCGUAUGGGAUGCAUUAUUUUGCAAAGAUAGUUACUGUAUAUAAUUGCAUAUCUUUCAAAAUAGUGUGGAUUUAGGCAGAUUCUCAGAGAACCACGUUAUGUUUGUCUAAUUAGAUUUUUUAACUUGUGAUUUUAGCUGAAGUAUCUUGAGGAUCACAUUAUAGAACUCAUGCUAUGUUGUCAGAAUUCUACAAAGUAACUUGAUUUUUCAGUAUGGCAGGUGUUGUCUGCAAAUGUUUGUGGUGUGCUGGAUGUUUUUUUUUUAACAUUAAACAGUGUUUCUGUCUAUUAAGAAAAAAAGAAAAUAAAAAAACUAUAGUUAAAUAUACUUUGUAGUUUGUGAAUUUCCCCCUCAAUGUACCAUAUUUCCUAAUACUGUAUGUGGCACCAUACAGCAUGAAGACUAGGUUUGAGUCAUUCUACCUCUACUGCUGCUGUCUGUGCCAGGGAGGUUUUUGUACAGCUCUGUAUCACUGUGUGAAAGGGAGUG
Molecule: messenger RNA, 6543 nt
Organism: Acipenser ruthenus (sterlet)
Lineage: Eukaryota; Metazoa; Chordata; Actinopteri; Acipenseriformes; Acipenseridae
Exons: 3
Coding region: 2948-3907 (319 amino acids)
Source: RefSeq, a predicted model, not a curated record